Periophthalmus magnuspinnatus is the source of this 2170-nucleotide messenger RNA. It is a transcript of the gene got2b, whose product is annotated as glutamic-oxaloacetic transaminase 2b, mitochondrial. The transcript is spliced from 10 exons. Gene Ontology annotation, biological process: L-aspartate catabolic process; biosynthetic process. Gene Ontology annotation, cellular component: mitochondrion. NCBI's taxonomy places the organism in Eukaryota, Metazoa, Chordata, Actinopteri, Gobiiformes, Gobiidae. The record is from RefSeq and is a predicted model, not a curated record. Bases 84 to 1370 code for a protein of 428 amino acids. Gene Ontology annotation, molecular function: L-aspartate:2-oxoglutarate transaminase activity; pyridoxal phosphate binding.
UGCGUCACUACGUCACGCCGCGUCGUGGUCGUCUCUGUCCUUCACAUCUCCCCGGUUCGUCUGCGCCCUUCUGCUGAGAAACGAUGGCUCUGCUCACAACCAACAGGUUUCUGUCCGGCCUGGGGACCUUAACCCCUUCCCUGGGAGUCCUGUCCACCCGCCAAAGUUCUUGGUGGGGUGGAGUGGCAAUGGGCCCCCCUGAUCCCAUCCUGGGCGUGACUGAGGCUUUUAAGAGGGACACUAACCCCAAAAAGAUGAACCUGGGGGUGGGAGCUUACAGAGAUGACCAGGGCAAGCCCUUUGUGCUCAGCUGUGUUCGCAAGGCAGAGGCCUUGAUUGCUUCCAAGCAGCUGGAUAAAGAGUACCUUGGCAUUGGUGGUCUGGGAGAGUUUACAAAGGCUUGUGCACAGCUGGCACUUGGUGCUGACAAUGAGGUUCUGAAAAGCAGCAGGAGCAUCACUGUGCAGACCAUUUCAGGAACCGGGUCCUUGCGUAUUGGAGCCAACUUUUUGUCUCGAUUUCAUACAGGUCCACGAGAUGUGUACCUGCCCAAACCCUCUUGGGGAAACCACACGCCCAUCUUCAGAGAUGCAGGAAUGCAACUUAAGGCAUACAGAUACUAUGACCCUUCAACCUGUGGCUUUGACUUCAAUGGAGCUCUAGAGGACAUCUCUAAAAUUCCAGAGCAGAGUGUGAUUCUCCUGCACGCCUGUGCACACAACCCAACUGGUGUGGACCCUCGGCCUGAACAGUGGAAAGAGAUUGCUGAAGUUGUAAAAAAAAGGAACCUGCUUGUCUUCUUUGACAUGGCCUACCAGGGUUUUGCUAGUGGAGACAUUAAUCGUGAUGCCUGGGCAGUUCGUCACUUCAUUGAAAAGGGUCACAACAUCCUGCUGUCUCAGUCCUUUGCUAAGAACAUGGGUCUCUAUGGUGAGCGAGUCGGAGGAUUCUCUGUGGUGUGCAGUGACACUGAUGAGGCUAAAAGGGUUGAGUCUCAGCUCAAGAUCCUCAUUCGGCCAAUUUACUCCAACCCACCAAUGAACGGAGCCAGAAUUGCCACAACUAUUCUUAACACACCUGACCUCUAUUCACUGUGGUUGGAGGAGGUUCAUGGCAUGGCAAAUCGUAUCAUCAAAAUGAGGGAACAGUUGGUGGCUGGUCUGAAGAAGGAAGGUUCCACUCACAACUGGCAGCAUGUUAUUGACCAAAUUGGGAUGUUUUGCUUUACAGGCCUCAAACCAGAGCAGGUUGAACGUCUGACAAAGGAGUUUUCUGUGUACAUGACCAAGGAUGGCAGAAUUUCUAUGGCAGGUGUGUCCUCUGGGAAUGUGGAGUACCUCGCUAAUGCAAUCCAUGCUGUCACAAAGUAGAGAGGUUCGAUGACUUUGAGCUACAACAUCAAAAGUGCUAAAGGAGGAAAUCCUGGGUCACCUCCUUUCUCCUACAUUUCACUUAUAGCUAGCAGAUUUCUUUUUGUUAGAUAUUCAUACUGGUUUCAGGUUAAACUCCAAAACCAAGUAAUUUUAAACUCCUUGCAUUUUCUUUGUAAACAUUUUAAAUGUGACUGAGCUUACAUUUGAAUUUGUGCAAUGUCUAUGAAGGCUGAACUUCUAUAGGACUAUUAAAUACAAAUGACGAAACCAAAAUUUGUUUUCUUAAAUACUGAGCUGUAUGAAAUUUCCUUUUGCUUUGUGGAUGUUCAAGCACUUAUUUUUGUAAUGACACUGGUUAAAGCCCUACAUAUGUCAGCUACUUGGUUUAGGUCAUAAAUUGAAAUGGUCACUCUUGUCAAUAAUGUUUGUCAAAUGCCGCAGAAUUAAGCACACCAGUCAAAUGGAGGUGUCUGUGAUGCAGACUGUAGAUGAACUGUAAAUGUUUUAUAUUCUAGCCUAGUCCCAGUUUGUCCUAGUUUAAGGCUUUGUCUGAUUGUGUGACUGCAAAUGAAUGAGUGUAAGUAGUAAUGACUGUAUUAUACUGUAUUGGAAAAGAUGAGACAUGCAGCUCUCAUUGGUAUUAAUACAAAUUUGGUUCUGUUCUGUAAACUGAAAAAGCCAAUCUUCAAAACUCAAAGUCUGAAACCUGGCAGUUAUACAUUUGCAUUUUGUCCUAAAAGCAACUGGUUAUUGGUCAUGUACAUCAUUGCACUUCAAUAAAUUAUUGUGGUAAAUUA